Saprolegnia diclina VS20 is the source of this 1194-nucleotide messenger RNA. RefSeq lists its product as hypothetical. The record is from RefSeq and is a predicted model, not a curated record. Lineage: Eukaryota; Oomycota; Saprolegniomycetes; Saprolegniales; Saprolegniaceae. The transcript has a single exon. The coding region runs from base 14 to 1129 and encodes 371 amino acids.
CCAAACCCCAAGUAUGAAGCUUUUCCACGUCUUCCCGGUUCUCGCCCUCGUCGUCGCGACAACCAGCGCAUCGCUCCGAGCGGGCUGCGGGUCGCUUUCGGCGAUCGCAGAAGAGACCAAGUCCCUCACCGAGCUCUACGAAGAAGCGCGCAAGGAAGGCGGCAAUCUCGUGGUCUACCACGGCGGCGACCACGCCACGCAGCAAGACUACGUCGCUGAUGCCUUCCGGGCUACGUACCCGGAUCUCAACUUGACCAUGAUCGUCGACUACAGCAAGUACCACAACGUUCGCAUCGACAACCAGAUCGAGACCAAGACGCUCGUCGCGGACGUCGUCGCGCUCCAGACGCUCAACGACUACCCUCGCUGGAAGAAGCAAGAGAAGCUCCUCCAGUACAAGCCCAACGGUUUUAGCAACAUCUACGACGGCUUCACCGACCCGGAUGGCACGUGGCUCUCGCACGCCGUCUUUACGUUCAGCUACUUUUACGACGAGGCGCAGCUGCAGGCCAAGGGCCUCACGCCGCCCGCAACCGCCAAAGACCUCGCGGACCCCAAGUACGCGGGCCUUCUCGCGUCGGCCUAUCCGCACGACGACGACGCGACCUUGUUCGUCUACGACCGCUACGUCAAGGAGUACGGCUGGGACUGGGUCAAGAAGCUGGCGGCGCAGCAGAUCGAGUUCAAGCGCGGGUCGCACACGCCGGACCUCGCUGUCACGGCGCAGCGCAAGGCUAUUGGUAUCGCGGGCUCAUCCCCCUCGCCCAUGCCGGCUUCGGUCAAGGAGAUCACGGGUGCCAACUCGUCGUCCGAUUACCUUGCGUGGGGCCAGCGCAUCGCGAUUCUGAAGGAGGCGCCGCACCCCGCGGCCGCCAAGCUCUUUGUCAACUGGAUCGUCUCCAAGGAGGUUCAAUCGACCCUCAUGAAUGGCUUCUCGCCGCGUACGGACUUGCUGCCGUCCAGCGGCGUCCAGCCCUGGGACAUUCAGCGCGCCAACUCGCUCGCAUUCCAGUCGUGGAUGGAGGACCGCGCCAACAUUGAAGAGCUCAAGGCCACGUUUGCCUUGUACUUUGGCGAAGUCACGGGUGAGCCGACGCCGGGCCAGCUCGGCCUCCACCCGGGCAAGUAAGUGUGCGUGAGUGUAUUUCAGCAUCCCUAAGAGCAAAUGAAGCUUUGGAUAUAUUGGAUCUGUAA